Molecule: messenger RNA, 3737 nt
Organism: Ruditapes philippinarum (Manila clam)
Lineage: Eukaryota; Metazoa; Mollusca; Bivalvia; Venerida; Veneridae
Product: eukaryotic translation initiation factor 3 subunit A-like
Exons: 17
Coding region: 81-2951 (956 amino acids)
Biological process (GO): translation reinitiation; formation of cytoplasmic translation initiation complex
Cellular component (GO): eukaryotic translation initiation factor 3 complex, eIF3m; multi-eIF complex; eukaryotic translation initiation factor 3 complex, eIF3e
Molecular function (GO): translation initiation factor activity; mRNA binding
Source: RefSeq, a predicted model, not a curated record
UUUAACAGGAAGCAUUCAAAGCAGUUGAAGAUAUUCAUGGAUUGAUCUGCCUGUCUAAGAAGAACCCAAGGCCUUCAUUAAUGGCCAACUACUAUACAAAGCUCGGUCUUGUGUUCUGGAAGUCUGGUAACCCACUAUUCCACGCAUCCACUCUUACCAGACUGUAUCAUCUAUCCAGAGAUCAGAGGAAGAACCUCUCACCAGAGGAACUGCAGAAGAUGGCAUCUAGAGUAUUGUGUGCCACUUUGGCAAUCCCGAUUCCAGCAGCUAGGAAUGCUAUCGAUACUUUACUUGAGAUGGGAGAGGAGACAGCGGAGAAACAAAGACGUCUGGCUUCACUCCUAAUGUUACAAAGUCCACCAAAGAGACAGGGACUUGUUUCUGAUCUGGCAAAACACAGUGUACCACAGUAUGUUUAUCCAGAGUUGAAGAAUUUGUUUAACAUUUUGGAGGUAGAUUUCCACCCUCUGAAGCUGUAUGAGAAUGUAAAACCAUGUAUGGACUUUAUUGCUCAGAAUGAUGACCUAGCCCAGUAUGUCCCAGCACUGGAGGAUAUCAUUGUUACACGCAUUCUUAAACAGGUAUCACAGGUGUACCAGACCAUAGAGAUGUCAAGAUUUGCUGCCCUCGUACCAUUUGCUACAACGUUUAGACUAGAAAGACUUAUUGUGAAUGCCUCUAGACAGCUAGAGCUACAGGUACGAAUUGACCAUAGAGAACAUUCUUUGAGUUUCGGUACAGACCUUGGUGUGAGCCAAAAAGAGGAGGUACCGGAAGGUCCGUACAUACAGCGCAUGCCUAGUGAAGUGAUAAGGAUGCAGUUGACUCAUCUGGCAACAGCCUUGCAACAAGCUGUGAGAACACUACAGCCCAGAGAAUCUAAUAACCUUAUGGUUCAGUUACAAGCCCAGAAAGAGGAUAUGAAGGCACAGAUCAUGAAUAAUUAUAAACUGACGGCAAAGAAGGAGCACACUCGUAUAUUGCAGAGAAGAUUGACCAUCGAGCAGAGAAAAGAACAGCUAGAGCACCUCAAUGACCAGAGAGAACGAGAAGAGUAUGAACAGCAAGAAGAAACCAAGAGAAAAGCUAUCGAGGCGGAGAUGGCAAGACUGGACCGUGAAGCUAAGGAGAGAGAACGUCAGCGUAUCCUCGCUGAACAACGUGACAUACAGAAAAAACAUGCCCUAGAGAGGAUUGAACAGCUGAAGAAGUCAGAACUUGGAGCCAGGGUCGUGCAGAAUAUCGAUGAAGAGGACUUAGCUAAGAUGGAUGUUGAUGAUAUUAUGGCUAAACAAGUUGAACAGCUGGAGAAAGAAAAGAAAGAUCUCAAUGAAAGACUUCGUAACCAGGAGAAAAAGAUUGACCAUAUGGCUCGUGCUAAAAGAUCAAAGGAAAUACCAUACCUUGAGAAGCAGUACGAAGAGGAAAGUGUACGAAGCAGGGAAUUCUGGGAGCAGCAAGAGAUUACAAGGAUAGAAAAAUUACAAGAAGAGCACGAGCUAGAGAUUGCCACACGAGACCGGAUGAGAAGAAUGAAGAAAGACACAACAGAUUUCCUCAUACAGCUCAAAGAUAGAAGGAAGAAACAGUACAGGGAAAAACUUGCUGCAUUUGAGAAGAAACUUAUUGAAGAAAGGAAAGCUAGGUUGGCUGCCAGAGUGGAAGAACGAAAAAUAGAGAGAAGAAAUAAGUGGACACAGGAGAAAGAAGAAGCUGAACAGAAGGCCAGAGAUGAAGCUCUGAAGAAAGAGCGUGAAGACAAGGAGAGGCUAGAACAGGAGACGAGAGAACGCGAGGAGCAAGAAUAUCAGGAAAAAAUGGCAAGACUGGAGGAAAUUGCUGCUAAACAGAAGCAAAGGGAAGCAGAAAUAGAGGAGCGGGAAAGAAAAAGGAAGGAAGAAGCAAGAGCUGAAAUGGAUAAAAGCAGAUCAGACAGGGGACCACCUCGAGAUAGAGAAGACAGAUGGCAGAGAGGUGGUGGCUUAGAAAGGCGUGAAGACGCAGGACCACCCACUGAGAGGCAACCUUGGAGACCUGCUGCAGGUGGUGGUUGGAGGGAGAGAGAAAAGGAAAAACAUGACUCCUGGAAGAAAGACCCAGAAUCUGGAGAUGAUAGACCAAUGAGUGAAGAACGUGUUAGAGAUGAUAGAGAAGAGCGUGGAGGCUGGCGUGACCGUGUUCCACCACGUGAUGAUCGACCUCCAGUAAGAGACGAAAGACCUUCUUUCAGAGAUGAAAGGCCACCUCGAGACGAUCGACCACCAGCUCGUGACUCAUGGAGAGAUCGUGAGGGUGGUAGAGAGGCAGGUCGAGAUCGCAGGUUUGACAAUAGAGAUAUUCGCCUUGACAAAGAAGAAAUGAGUCGUUUAGAUCGGGAACGUGGAGAGAGGGGAGGAUUUGAUCGUGGUACCCCUUCACGUGAUGGUGGUGGUGGGGCUUGGAGACGGGGUGGUGAUAAUAAAGAUGAAGACCGAUGGAGAAGAGACGAUGGUCCCAGAAGAGAUGAUGGUCCCAGAAGAGAUGAUGGCCCUAGAAGAGAUGAUGGCCCUAGAAGAGAUGAUGGACCUAGAAGAGAUGACGGCCCUAGAAGAGAAGGUGGCCGAGGUGAAAGUUGGCGUGACAGAGAAAGAGAUGGGGGAGGUGGUGGAAGUAGCUGGCGUGACCGUGAAAGUGCUGGUGGUGGCGGAGGUGCAUGGAGAAGAGGUGGUGAUGACAGAGGGCCGAGAGAUGAUCGUGGUCCUAGAGAUGACCGAGGGCCGAGAGAGGAUCGUGGUCCUAGAGAUGACCGAGGGCCGAGAGAGGAUCGGGCGCCGAGGGAUGAAAGACGUGGUCCUCCACCAAGAGAUGACAGAGAUGGCUGGAGAAGAGAUGGCCCUCCACCACAGAGAGAAAAACCUAGAGAAAGACCUGCUGGAGGAGAAGAUGAUGGAUGGACUACAGUCAAGCGUUAAAACACAACAACCUGAAAGUUAUAUACAAGUUCUUACUUCUUCAAAAUCAUGUUGUAAAUUUCUGCUAGAAUUCAGUUAUAUCAAUUUUCUUGUUUAAAGCUUGGAUUUCUCAUGUUAUUGGCGUUUUUUUUCCCUGCCAUAUUGGCAUUAUCAUUUUCAUGGGUUUAUAUGUUAAUUUAUAAGUUGGGUUAUUUGUAUAAUGUAUAAGAUUCUGUGAAGAUAUACAAAGUGUGAUCAUUUUACGUUUGAUGUAUAUGUUUGAUUAUUAAGUUACUUGAAAUUUGCCCAGAUAGGAUUGUGUCUUAUAGAUAUUUAAUAUUAAAUUUGUAUCACAUUUGUGGAAUUCAAAAUUUGGUUUGAAGCUAUUCAAAUACAUUUUGAAAUGGUAAUACGUGAGGAUUUUUUAUAGGAUGAAAAUAAAAAACCAUGCUGAAUUAUAAAACUGUUAAAAGCUUAAUGAAAUUAUUUAGUGCUAUAUUGUGAUUAUACUGGAGAUAAAUGUGAACUAUGUCAAGUGGAUUUGAAACUGAAUAUAACUUAAAUGAUGUAAUAAAUGGCUAUAGGACACUAUAUUUAAAAAUUUUCAUAACCACAAAAGAUGCAUUGAAGGAUGACAAGACUUUUAGUGCGGACAUCAUUGUGUAAACAGUACUAAAACAUUGAAAUAUUUAAAUCCAAGUCUUGUAUGAUAAUUAUUCAUUUUGCUUUGUAAAAAGAAUGGCUUAUAAAUAAUAGAUGCCAAAAAUUGUAAAAUCAGUUCUUCUAAUAAAUUAUUGCCACCUGAAA